Messenger RNA from Talaromyces marneffei, 1011 nucleotides. RefSeq lists its product as uncharacterized. Gene Ontology annotation, cellular component: P-body. The record is from RefSeq and is a predicted model, not a curated record. Bases 1 to 1011 code for a protein of 336 amino acids. NCBI's taxonomy places the organism in Eukaryota, Fungi, Ascomycota, Eurotiomycetes, Eurotiales, Trichocomaceae. Gene Ontology annotation, molecular function: enzyme activator activity; mRNA binding. The transcript has a single exon. Gene Ontology annotation, biological process: deadenylation-dependent decapping of nuclear-transcribed mRNA; deadenylation-independent decapping of nuclear-transcribed mRNA; positive regulation of catalytic activity.
AUGACCCCUCGCAAGGGACGAGGCGGUCGAGCAAACAACCACAACCACAACCAGGACAAUAAUAACCAUCAUCUCACAAACUACCUUAAUUACCAACACAACAAUCAAUAUCUCGCACAAUUCCCCAUGGGCAUCCCUCAACAAAUACCGACCACCAACUACGACUCUAUGGAUAACACAUAUUACUACUCCGACACCCCACAACAACCGCCACCACCACCACCACCACCAGCAAAACUCACCAACGAAGAACUCAACAUCUCCGUCCUCCGCCGCCACAAUGCCGCCGUAACAUCCAUCCUCUCCCUCGCACCCUAUGUGGUGGUCUAUACAUUCAACCCGGCGACACAACAAUGGGAAAAGAAAGGCAUAGAAGGCACAAUGUUUAUUUGCCAACUAACCCAGGGAUCCUACGGGGAAGAACGAUAUAGCGUCUUCGUCCUCAAUAGGCGCGGACUAAACAAUUUCGAUAUUCUGUUGACGGAUGGCGAGAACGUGCAGCUUACGGAUGAGUUUGUGAUACUCAAAUCUGAAAAGGAAGCGACGGAUGAGAUUAUAGGGUUAUGGAUCUUUUCGGAACCGCCGCCAAACUCGACUGCGGAAACGCGCAAAAUAAAUGCGGAGGUUAUUAAGGAGUGUGCAACGCAUGCAGGGAAGAGUUUGGCUUUAGCGAAAGAGAUCUUGGCUGCGCAGCAACAUCAACAGCAACAACAACAACAACAGAGCGUACCGAUGGGGAGACAGAUAUCGUUAAAGGAAUUGUUUGGGCAACAACGUGCUCAGGACGAUGGGUUCAGUCAGCCUUAUCCAGGUGCUGGUGGCGUUGACAUGUCUGCUGAAGCUGCUACGAAUGGAGAAGGGACGAAUUGGGGACACAAUCCGGCGGUGCAAGCUCCUAUAGUACCGUCUCCGGGACAAUUGCCAUCUGCAGCAGCGCAGGUUAUGAAUCAGCCUGGUGGGAAUAUUUUGACGGAUCUGUUCCGGAGAGCGGGAUUGGUGAAUCAGAACUGA